Messenger RNA from Apodemus sylvaticus (European woodmouse), 315 nucleotides. RefSeq names its product 60S ribosomal protein L36-like. Gene Ontology annotation, molecular function: structural constituent of ribosome. Gene Ontology annotation, cellular component: cytosolic large ribosomal subunit; ribosome. Gene Ontology annotation, biological process: cytoplasmic translation. Lineage: Eukaryota; Metazoa; Chordata; Mammalia; Rodentia; Muridae. Bases 1 to 300 code for a protein of 99 amino acids. The transcript has a single exon. The record is from RefSeq and is a predicted model, not a curated record.
AUGGCCGUGGGCCUCAACAAGGGCCACAAGGUGACAAAGACCACCAGCAAGCCGAGACACAGCCAGCGCUGCGGGCGCCUCACCAAGCACACCAAGUUCAUGUCAGGCAUGAUCCGGGAGGUGUGCAGCUUCACGCCCUAUGAGCGGUGCGUCAUGGAGUUGCUCACGGUGUCCAAGGACAAGCGUGCGAUCAGGUUCAUCAAGAAGAGGGUGGGCACGCACAUCCGAGUCAAGAGAAAGUGGGAGGAGCUGAGCAACGUCCUGGCAGCCAUGAGGAAGGCGGCGGCCAAGAGGGAUUAAUGAAGCCUUCCCCAA